This is a messenger RNA of Diaporthe batatas, 4281 nucleotides long. Its product is annotated as ubiquitin-protein ligase RKR1. Gene Ontology annotation, cellular component: RQC complex; cytosol. Gene Ontology annotation, biological process: rescue of stalled cytosolic ribosome; ribosome-associated ubiquitin-dependent protein catabolic process. The coding region runs from base 1 to 4281 and encodes 1426 amino acids. The record is from RefSeq and is a predicted model, not a curated record. Gene Ontology annotation, molecular function: ribosomal large subunit binding; ubiquitin protein ligase activity. NCBI's taxonomy places the organism in Eukaryota, Fungi, Ascomycota, Sordariomycetes, Diaporthales, Diaporthaceae. The transcript has 4 exons.
AUGUCCUUCAAGGGUGCAAAGGGUCGCGCCGCGAGUGGCAGGGGCUUUGGAAGCCCGGCGCCCUCUGGCUUCGGUGGAUUCUCCUCAUAUUCGACCAACAGCGGCAGCCUCUCGUACCUCUCCGAAGACCCUGAUUUGUCCUCGCUGUCAGAUCCGAAUAUCGUCGUCUCGUUCAAGAACCUCUUAAAAAAGGACAACACCACAAAGUCAAAAGCACUCGCAGACCUCAUCCAAUACACGCAGGCGCACCCUAAUGAGACAGAUGGGGGCGUGGAGGAGGCUAUACUGGAGGCCUGGGUCCGGCUCUACCCUCGCAUAUCAAUCGACAACGACCGCCGGGUCCGCGAGCUGUCCCACACACUCCAAGUCGAGCUGCUGAAGUCCGCCCGAAAACGGAUGGAGAGGAACCUGCCCAAGAUUGCAGGGCCUUGGCUGGCUGGUACAUACGACAAGGACAAGGCUGUCGCAAGAUGUGCGACUGAAGGCAUCUCGGCCUUCUUGAACACAGAAGACAAAUUGACCCUUUUCUGGAACAAGUGUCAAGCACAGAUCCUCCAAUAUGCGACCGAUGCAAUCACCGAGACCCCCGACACGUUGAGCGACGAGCGUUCUACCAAGCCAGAAGACGCAGAAGCGAAAUACUACCGUGUGAUCGCUGCAAGCUUUUCUCUGGUCCAUGGCCUCCUCGAGAGGCUCUCAGGCUCGGGCAUGGAGAAGCAUCGCACAGAGUACGAGACGUUCUUCACAUCUGGCCCGGGCGAUAAUGCAUGGGCCUUUGCAGUUGCCGACGAUACCCACGUUAGGAAGACGGUCUACCAGUUGCUGCAGCUCUGCGCCGAGACCCAUUGGGAUCUGAUUGAAUCAGACAUGUCGCGUAUUGGCAAGAUCUUGACAUCAGACGCCCUGAAAAAGUCACAGCUGGGCUCUGCAGCCGAAUUGCUCACGACCUUGACCAUUGUGACACGCAAAGACAAGGAGCUUUGGGGCACAAAAAAGUCGCCCCUUCUCCUUGACACUGAGUGGGACAGGUUGGCUCAGGUACUCGUGGCUCGGAUUUCGAAUUCCCUGCCUGAAGUCUCGAAAGAGUUCGACGCAUCCCAGAAGAAACUUGCAGAGGAUGGUGCCCGGUGGUUCUCCGUCGUUAGUACCAUCCAAAGAGAUGUCAAAGCAGUGCCAAAACAGAGUGCGAGCGAUGAAAUACCUGACCACACCGAAGCCUCAUCCUGCACCGUCAUUCAGAACGCCACAGAUCUUCUAAGGCGACGGAACUACAAGCCAUUUGGCGCAGCUGCAAUCCUACAGUCAGCCAUCAAGUUGACGCCACACCUCUUUAACAUAAGCGACGCAUCCUACCUGCAGUCCUUGAUCCCAACUGACUCUGACGAAGACAUGCAGAAGAUUUACAUCACACUCCUGAUUUCACAUGUUUUGGCAAAGCCUCUGGCACAGGACAACCUCGCACUACAAGACUAUGUCAAGACUCGGGUCUUGGCCAGCGCGAGUUCACAGGACAUAUGUUCGCAGCUUGUCGAUGCACUCAGCUCCGAGAAUGAAUCUAGUAUCCUGGCCUUGGAGAUGAUACUGAAGAGCAAGCCUGCAUCCCUUUCAGAGGACGACGCUCUACAUCUCAACCUUGUCACGAAGCUCCUCUCCAUGAUGGAGGUGGCAGACUCGACAGUCUCGUCAAGAGCCACUCAGCUACGAUCAAUGUUGGAAGGACACGUUGAUGCCCAGCCGUCCAUCCUGAGCAUAAUCCAGGACAAUUUGGAACGCCCGGGGUCAGGAUCCUUGGCUAUUGACACUCUUGUACAACAGGCCAGGUCUGUGUCGCUGUCUGAUGGGGUGGAUGUGGAGCAACUAUUCCCGAACACGAAUGUCUGGAUGCAGGAGCUUCUGCAGCUGCUGCAAUUCGAGCUCAGUCCUUCACUGGCACUGACGAGCAACAUUCUCGGGGCCUACUUCCUUCCUCAAGGCACCAGCAAGUCCAGGCCGCGAGUUCAGCGUGACCAAAGAGGGCUUUCCGUUCCAGCUCGGAUGGCCAUGUAUACAGUGGCGCUUAUUGAGAGCGGUUCUGAACUCGGGACUCUUGCCCAGAAAUUCCAGGCGGAACUGUUAUAUCUGCUAUACCUCGUUGCAGAAGUGGCAUCUGAUCAGAUUACCCUCAUGGAAGAGAAUGUCUUGUUGGGCUCCCUCAGAGAGCCAUCCCUCCUGAAAGAAAUCGAAGAUCUGGUCUCUACAACGAGGAGAUUGGUCAACAACAUCUUUACUGAGUCUCCUCAAUGGCGGCCCGGAGGCACCGAAAAAGGCCUGCGUGAUGAGCUGAUUGACAUAAUGAUUCAACAGUCAAAAGAGCUCACGCCCAUUGCUCUUUAUAGUGCUCGGGCAUUGAGCGAGAUAUUCGCAGCUUUCUCAGACGCCCACGGCCAGGAGGCGGUUGUCGAGGACUGGCUGGCUGCAAUCGACGUUAUGAAGGCGACUCACACGACGGUCUUCCCCGCCGUUGCCCUCUUGACGGGCUACGGCGAGGCGCUUGCAAACUCCAAGAUUGUCUCAAAUCUUCUCAACCGGCUUGUCAGUGAUAUUGCUGGUGCCUCAACUCAGUCGGACAAGACGGUCCUGACCUUAGUUCUGCUGAACGCUUGUAUGCCAAUCUAUGAGCUUGGCCAGCUUCCGGUGGCGAACAAUCGUCUUGUCUUCGCGGUGAAGCAAAUCACUUCCUGGACGGGGCAGCCAGUUGUGGAUCUAAGUGUGGGCAUCGUCACAGAGAGCUGCAGAGCGUUGCAGCGAUUACUGCCAUGUAUUCGCGAAGUCUACGGUCCCUAUUGGGAGCAGUCGAUCGAGUUCUGCCUCGCUCUGUGGAAGCGUGCUGGCAGAGGCAGCAUCGAGAAGCACUUGCCGUACAUUCACGCGUCCGUCAAGCUUAUGUCUGGCCUUUCCGCUAUUGAAGAUCCCAAUGAUGAUCUUGUCGACGCUCUCAACGCCCACGCGGAGUCACGAAACCACGCUCUUUUGGAAUUGUUGAAGCUUCCCCGACCCGAGAUAACUUCGCAACCAGGAGCAAUGGUAGAUGCCCUGCUCUGUCGUGAAGCGGGGAAGAUUCCGUUGGAGCAUCUCAAAGAUCUGUCGGAGGUCUACGGCUUGGUGGCAUCCGACUCACGAGACAUACAGUCAGCUGGCUUCAACCUGCUCCACCGAGCGCUUCCAGCCGCCCAGGAAGAACUCUCGCUAGACGUUCUAAUCGAAAAGAAGCAGGCCAAGCUCCCUGAUGAGCUCAUGUCUCUCCUUCUCGAUGCACCGACGCUCGAGGCCUACCCGGAGGAGGUUCUGGUUCAGUUCCCCACAGCCAUCAGGUCCUAUCUUCUAUCAUGGAAGCUCAUCUUCGACGCUUACCAAGGCUCUGCGCACAAGUUGCGGGAGGAUUACACGGAGCAGCUCAAGACCUUGGGAGCCAUCAAUCCACUCAUGGAAUUCACCGUUGACGUGUUGGGGCACUCAGCUGCUCACGCCAUCAACCUCGACAAGAUUGGCUUCUCAUCCCUUGACAUUCAAGAUUAUGACAUCAAUGUUGGCGACUCUCUGCCGGAGGAGAAGAACAUGCAGUGGCUUCUAAUCCACCUGUUCUACCUGUCGCUCAAGUACGUGCCGGGCCUGUUCAGGACGUGGUUCAUCGACUGCAAAUCCAGGCAAACCAAGAACGCCAUCGAGCCAUGGACAGAGAGAUGGUUCUCGCCCAUCCUGAUCCGCGACGUCAUGGAGGAAGUGGAGACUUGGUCCAAGUCGCAGGUGGCCGACCCGGACGAGCACGAGUUCGUGAUCAAGGUGAACCAGAAGGCGCGUGAGAUCACAGCAGCGUACCCGAUCGACGACGGCGACGAGGAGCAGUCGGCAUCGCUGCUCCUGCAGAUCAGCGCCAACUUCCCCAUCGGCAACGUCAAUGUGGUGGGGCUCAACCGUGUGGCUUGCAACGAGCGCACGUGGCAGUCGUGGGUGCGCACCACACAGGGCAUCAUCAUCAUCUCCAACGGCAGCAUCGUGGAGGGCCUCGGCGCGUUCCGCCGCAACGUGGUCGGCGCUCUCAAGGGCAACGUCGAGUGCGCCAUCUGCUACAGCUACAUCUCGGUCGACAAGCGCAUGCCCGACAAGCGGUGCGCCACCUGCAAGAACUUGUUCCACCGCGACUGCCUGUACAAGUGGCUCGAGUCGGCCAACCAGAACACAUGCCCUCUGUGUCGGACGAGGAUGGAUUUUGUGGACAAGAAGAAGCCACGGAGGAAUGUGUGA